UUGGGGAAAACAAGCAGAUGGAAUCAGCCAAAUAAGUGAAGAAGUGAUUUUCCUACUCCUUUCUCACAAACACACACACACGCAUAGAGAAUAAGAGAGAAGGAGAGAGAUGGGAAGAUCACCUGGCUGUUCAAAGGAAGGUUUCAACAGAGGAGCUUGGACUGCUCUUGAAGACAAAAUGCUCAUGGAUUACGUCGCCAUGCGUGGUGAAGGAAAAUGGAGCAGUGUUGCUAGAAACACAGGUCUAAAGAGAUGUGGAAAGAGCUGCAGGCUUCGAUGGUUGAAUUACCUUAGACCUGGCAUAAAGAGAGGGAACUUCUCAGAUGAUGAAGAAGAACUCAUUAUCAGGCUUCACAAACUCUUAGGAAACAGAUGGUCUCUUAUAGCAGGGAGAAUCCCAGGUCGUACAGACAAUGAAAUAAAGAAUUACUGGAACACCAAUUUAGCUAAGAAGGCACAAGAGUUGCAAUUCACCUUGCCUAAACUAGAGAAGAAACAACCUUAUCUUGCAGGACCUUCAGCAACACAGCAACAAGAUGUUCAACUAGUUAACGUGGCAAUUGGACCAAUAUUAGAGACUGAAAAAUCAUCAUCGCUGCUGUGUGAAGGAGAGUUUCUCAAAGAUUUUAGUGUAGAAGAGUUAUGCCAGAUUCUUGAUUCAGAUUACUUGACAAAGCCAAGUGAUGUGAAUGUUAAUGAUGUCAGAGAAGAAGAAAUGGAUGGUGUUAAUAAGAGUGAAACAGCUGAGUUUCUGAUGAAAUUUGAGGAGAAUUGGGAUGGCAAUGCAUCUUGUGUUGAAAAUGAUUACAUGUCACGGCUGGUUUCCUUUCUUGAUUCUGAUGUGGAGUGGUCGGUGAUGGCAUCAAUCACUAACAUAUGUCCUGAAUAAUUAAUUUCAAUCUACUAAUAAUAUUUUAA
Molecule: messenger RNA, 918 nt
Organism: Hevea brasiliensis (rubber tree)
Lineage: Eukaryota; Viridiplantae; Streptophyta; Magnoliopsida; Malpighiales; Euphorbiaceae
Product: transcription factor MYB1-like
Exons: 2
Coding region: 110-889 (259 amino acids)
Source: RefSeq, a predicted model, not a curated record